AAUCCCUGGAGCUGGAACGCGGGCUGGACCGCCGACGCCAUCCUGGACAAGCUGCAGCGCGUGGGCAGCAGCCUGAUGGGCACGGCGACAGCAACCUCCGACAGUGGCUCUUCUGGCAAAGUCUUGAACUUCUUCCCGGUCCCCGUGAGCGACGAGUGUCUGUCCAAUGACGGCAGGAGGACCGGGAUCUGUCUCAACACCUACGAGUGCCGGAUCCAGAACGGCAAGUCCUACGGGCCCUGUGCGCUCGGCUUCGGCGUGUGCUGCGUCUUCACCGCGUCGUGCGGCGACGUCGUCGAAAACAACGUCACCUACUUCGUGAGCCCCAACUUCCCCGCCAUCACGAGAGAGGCCAGUUCCUGCGAGCUGGAGGUGAAGAAGAUGGGGCCCGAGGUGUCGCAGCUCCGCCUGGACUUCGUCCACUUCAACAUGGGCCAGCCCAACCGGCGCACGGGGGUCUGCGAGUCGGACACGUUCGUCAUCGCCGCGGGCACCAACAGGGAGUUCAGCGUCUGCGGCCAGAACAGCGGCCAGCACAUUUACUUCGACGUGGAGGACAUGGACGAGCCCAUCACCAUCCUGAUGAACAUGUCGAGGGAGCACACGGCCAGGUUGUGGGAGAUCAAGGUGACGCAGAUCGAGUUCCAGCAGCGGGUGCCCUCCGGGUGCCUGCAGUAUCACCGCGACGGCAAAGGCGUCAUCCAGACGAUGAACUUCGCAGAGAACGGCCGACACCUCGCCAACCAGGACUACACCAUCUGCAUGCGACAGGAAGAGGACAUGUGCUCCAUCGUGUACGAACCCUGUGACGAAAAUUCAUUCAAAAUCGGCCCGGCCGUCUCGCAGCAGCAGCUCGACGACGAAGUUGGCGGCUCUGGUUUUGGCAUCGUAGGCGAGGCUCGAGAACAAUGUAACGAUAAAAUCGUGAUGCCAUGUGACUCUGAAGAAUUUUUAGCCGCGGAGGGCUUCGGUUCCACAGGACUGUGUGAC
Messenger RNA from Thrips palmi, 990 nucleotides. RefSeq lists its product as uncharacterized. Lineage: Eukaryota; Metazoa; Arthropoda; Insecta; Thysanoptera; Thripidae. The annotation marks the transcript as partial. The transcript has 11 exons. The record is from RefSeq and is a predicted model, not a curated record.